UCAACUCACAACAGCAGGAUUGAACAGUCCUGGGUUGAAGUCGGCACCCAAUUUGCUCACAUGUGGCAUGCAUUUUUCUAUCAACUUGAGAGGCUUCAUGACCUAGAUGUGUCCAAUGCUCAGCAUCUUUGGCUAUUACACGAGCUUUUCCUUGAGGAAAUUGAGUCUGACUGUCGCUCAUUUCAAGCUGAAUGGAAUGCACACUCUAUCUCAGGAGAGGGACAUGAUCAGAGCCCAAAUGAUAUGAGGCUUAUGGGCCAGCUUGAACAUGGGCUAUAUGCCGAUGAUUGUGAAGGAAUCCAUCCUGACAUCAUCAGACAGUACUAUGGAACUGCAGGCAAGCCUAUAUAUCAUGCACCCCAUCAGACUGGAGCAGGUCACCCCUCAGAUGAGGAGUGGGAAGACAUUGGUGAUUUUGAGGACCCAGGUGUCAAAACAGAAGAUCUACAAGAGCUUCCCCAGCUCAUUGCUGCUGAUCAUGAUGCUCAUUUCCACCAUAAGCCUGUUCGUGUUCCAAAGCAUGCCAGUCCAUUCAAAUCUGCUACUCUUCACAACACCUUUCAUCAAGCUUUUACUCAAGUACGAGAGGCAGGACACAUCCCAAAAGGAUUUGGUGUUCUUCCACAUGAAUAG
Molecule: messenger RNA, 633 nt
Organism: Suillus fuscotomentosus
Lineage: Eukaryota; Fungi; Basidiomycota; Agaricomycetes; Boletales; Suillaceae
Exons: 3
Source: RefSeq, a predicted model, not a curated record